AUGACCGAAACCAGGAAAGGCGUUCUCGCCCAAGGCGCCCAGAACUUCAAGGAUCUGUUCCACUGGAAGGUUCGUUCGACCGUUAUCAAUGAACAUGGCGAGGAAGAAGUGACGUGGGAGAGGCCCACCGCACCGCCCAACCCGCUCAGGCUCCUCACGAUGCUCGGUCUCGCAGGCUGGGGUGCCUAUCUCAUCGGAUUCAGCGCCUGGACCGCCGAUGCCUUUGACUUCCACGCCCUCUCGAUCCAGACGACCAAGCUCUCGAAACACUUUGGCGUAUCCAAGACCAAGGUCACCGAAGCUAUUACACUUACGCUGCUUCUACGUUCGGUGGGCGCUGCCAUCUUUGGCAUGUUUUCCGACUACUUUGGCCGCAAGUAUCCGCUCGUGAUCAACAUGUGGUGUCUCGGUGCUCUGCAGGUUGCCUCAAUCUACUGCCGCAACUUCAACCAAUUCCUCGCCGUGCGAGCCCUGUUCGGGCUCUUUAUGGGGGGCGUCUAUGGCGCUGCAAGCUCGAUGGCCUUAGAAAACAUCCCAACCGAAGCACGUGGUCUCUUCUCGGGUAUCUUCCAACAGGGUUACUCGUUUGGAUAUGUUCUUGCAGCAUGCGUCAACCUCGGUGUCGGCGGUGCGACCAAGACGUGGCCCACCAUGUUCUGGGUCGGCGCCGGCUUCUCGUUUGCUGUUGGCUUCUUUCGUCUGGCUUGGCCCGAGUCCAAGCAGUUCGUUGAGGCCCACAAGGCCUCCAAGGGCUCCAGCACCAAGAACUUCCGCAAGAGCUUUGGCGGCAUGCUCAAGAAGGAGUGGAAGGUGUGCAUCUACGCUAUCAUUCUCAUGAGUUGGUUUAACUGGUUCUCCCAUAGCUCGCAGGACUCGUACACCACCUUCAUGCUGUCCGGAAAACAGCUGAACAACACGGCAGCUUCGAGAGCAUCGAUCCUGAUGAAGACCGGAGCAUGCGUUGGUGGUACUAUCUGGGGCUACAUGUCGCAGUGGAUUGGACGACGACGAGCGAUGGUCCUGGCCUGCUUGGUCUGCUGUUGCCUCAUUCCUGCUUGGGUGCUGCCCUCCACCGAAUCCGGUCUCGAGGCUGGUGGUUUCAUGCUUCAGGCCAUGGUUCAAGGUGCUUGGGGUGUGGUUCCUAUCUACCUCUCCGAGAUCUCGCCUCCUGCGUUCCGAGCUGUGUUUGUGGGUCUUACUUACCAGCUGGGUAACGCCAUCUCGUCGCCUUCGACGCAGCUCAUCAACUAUCUCUCGGAGAACAACUUUGUCAAGGGACCCAAGGGCAAGCGCGUCGAGGCGUACGGCCCUGUCAUGGCGAUUGCCACUGCCAUCAUCGCCGUCGGACUGGCUCUGACUGCCUCUGUCGGUCCCGAAAAGAAGGGAGCCAGGUUCGAGCGCGCUGCUGCUGCUACCGCCGCGCCUGAGCCCCAGCUUCCGGUGUACAACAAGGAAGUGGACGACGAUGUUUCUGAGAAGGACGAGGACGUGCUUGCUCAGACCCAGACCGCUCUUUCCAAGUGA
Messenger RNA from Sporisorium graminicola, 1524 nucleotides. RefSeq lists its product as uncharacterized. The transcript has 2 exons. Gene Ontology annotation, cellular component: plasma membrane. Gene Ontology annotation, biological process: transmembrane transport; carboxylic acid transport. The coding region runs from base 1 to 1524 and encodes 507 amino acids. The record is from RefSeq and is a predicted model, not a curated record. Gene Ontology annotation, molecular function: carboxylic acid transmembrane transporter activity. NCBI's taxonomy places the organism in Eukaryota, Fungi, Basidiomycota, Ustilaginomycetes, Ustilaginales, Ustilaginaceae.